GAGCAUCCUAUAGUAGAGAAAAUGGUAAUGUUAACGCCUGCACAUUGCAUCUAAUAAUUGUUUCGCAUUAUUUUUGAUAAUGUGUGAUUAAAUAUUUUUCUAAAAUGCGCAUAUAUCGUAAUAAGAUGUAAAUUUGCUCUUGAGUUCUGGUAGAAAUCAAUUAGAAUAUAAAUUCAGAAGUUGUAAACAUUUCACAACUUUAAAAUAAAUAAAUACCCGUUUGCUGUAAGCGUCAUCUGUCUAAAUGACGCAGUGCGUUCUAAAUGUGACGCUUUAGAGCAGAUGAUAAUAAAUGGGCUGCCCAAGGAUGACUUAUCUAAGAACUUUGAGGCAAAAGUGAGACACCUCACCAACGCCCCAAGCCUACGCGAUAUUCGAAGUUGCUGCCAACAUGGUGGCGGUGACGACACAUUUGUCCUUUUUAGCAACCCCACUGUGGGCAUCCUAGUUUUGAUUUUAAUCAUUAUUUUCAUUCUUUUAUUGCUGGGACUCAUCAAAGGUAUUAUGGGUUUGUACUGUUGUCCACCUGUUGGUAUGUGCGGUUUGGGUGCGUUAAUUGAUUUACCAAGACCGUUAAAAGAAUAUCAAGAAGAACAACUAGUAGAUUUUCCAGUGAAAUACGACAUGAUUGGAUGGCCUGUUCAUCCGCAGACCAACAAACGCACUGUACGGGCACUGUCUUUAAGAAGCGAAUUUUGCUUAAACGUGAUAUUUUUCCUCACUUAUCCUUUGAUAAUGCUCGUCACAUUUUUGACAACCUGCUGUUUUGCUCAAGUGUACGACCAUGAAGACACGGCCGAUGCAGUUUUCCUUAAAGAACACAAAAUAAUGUUAACCGAAUGUCCUUCCAUAAUGUGUCGGCGUGAUACAAUUGAUAUGCACGAAAAAUGUAUAAAAGACAUGCCAAAAGCUUACAAUGGUGAAUCGGGCGGCGAAGAACGGGAUACGCACUAUGUCUUAGAACAGAUGCGGAAAAGUGAAGAAAAGUUACAAUUCAGCUAAAGUUUACCAAGUUAUACAAUAUAUUUAUAAACAAAA
This is a messenger RNA of Dalotia coriaria, 1038 nucleotides long. RefSeq lists its product as uncharacterized. The record is from RefSeq and is a predicted model, not a curated record. The transcript is spliced from 2 exons. The coding region runs from base 283 to 1002 and encodes 239 amino acids. NCBI's taxonomy places the organism in Eukaryota, Metazoa, Arthropoda, Insecta, Coleoptera, Staphylinidae.